Messenger RNA from Talaromyces stipitatus ATCC 10500, 2190 nucleotides. RefSeq lists its product as uncharacterized. Gene Ontology annotation, molecular function: DNA binding. The coding region runs from base 1 to 2190 and encodes 729 amino acids. Lineage: Eukaryota; Fungi; Ascomycota; Eurotiomycetes; Eurotiales; Trichocomaceae. The record is from RefSeq and is a predicted model, not a curated record. The transcript is spliced from 4 exons. Gene Ontology annotation, cellular component: nucleus.
AUGACCCCUAGCCUAUACAAAGCGGAGGAGGAUCUGAUUGCAGAGAUCCUCGGCGCAUGGCAACACGAAAAAAAACCGAAUUUUAGCGAAUUAUCGCGUAAAUAUGGGGUGUCUCGCAAAAAGCUCUCCCGUCGGUGGAAUGGCCUACCCUCUCGCUCAACACGCCCCCCAACCAACCGCGUAUUAUCCUUAGAUCAAGAAAAAGCUAUUUUUCUAUGGCUUGAGUAUCUAGAUAAUAUAGGUGCGUCACCUACAAGCGAGCAAAUUGAGGCGAGUGCGAAUUAUUUGCUUGCUAAAGAUUUUACUGGCUCCGGAGAGCCCCCCCGGGUUGGGAAAAUGUGGACAUACGAUUUUCAAAACCGCUUACCAGAAAAGUAUGUACGAAUCAUACAAAAGCCUCAAGAAAAGGAGCGUACCGCUUCGGAGCACUACGGUGAGGUUGAGCGCUGUUCGCCCUCAAAAUCUAUGGAUUUUGACGAGACUGGAUUCAUUGUCGGACGCGGAAAAGACGAAGCAGUGGUUACAGCAUACCCAAAAACAUCAAAAAGAGUCUCUAGCCUGUCAUCGCGAGAAUCUAUUACUGUCGUUGAGUGUAUAAACGCUGAAGGAUUGGUUAUACCACCAUUAUUGAUUCCAAAAGGCAAGGUCCAUAUGGAGGAAUGGUAUCAACAUAUAAAGGAUGACGACUGGCUUAUUGCACCUGCGGAGAAUGGCUUUAUAACAGAUGAGAUCGCAUUCGAAUGGCUUCAACAUUUUCAUCAUUUUACAAAGCCAGAAAAAUGGGGGGAUUGGCGCUUACUUCUCAUGGAUAAUCAUACAACUCAUCUUACUAUGCAGUUUGUUGAAUAUUGUGAAAUCUUUCACAUUCGGCCAUUCCGAUUUCCUGCGCAUUCUACGCAUUUUUUACAACCUCUUGAUGGAGUGCCAUUUCAGCAAUAUAAACACGUUCAUGGGAGGGUUGUCAACAAAGUUGCGCGCUUAGCAGGCUUUGAUUUUGAUAAAAACGACUUUUUUGAAGAAUUGCAUGAUAUUCGGCUCAAAACCUUUACUAACCGAACGAUUCGGAAUGGCUGGAGAGAACGUGGGAUUUGGCCAAUUAAUCCUAGCCUUAUACUCGAUAAAAUGCCUUCACCAGAAGAAGCUUUUGAGGCUAUGGUUGCUGAGGGGGAUACACUAAAAAUUUACGGUGAAGCAGAUGAGGCUAUUCCCAGCUCUCCAACCACAAAAUCAAUCUCUCCGCCGUCAACCGUUGCAAAGCUACGUCGCUACGUCAAUAAGAUUGAGAAAUCAAUUGACAGUAUAAAGGAUAUAUUAGACGAAGCAAGCCCGGGCCUCUCACGCCGUAUAAAAGUGGUUAAUCAACGCAGCCUCACCUUGGCCGAAUUAGGCGAUCUACACCGUGAGAGCUUCGCCAAGGUUCGUGACACCGCAGCGCGCAAGAAUAAAAAAACUACAAGAAGGCAGGUUAAAGCGAGUGGUGCGCUUUAUGUGGGAGAUGCGAAUCGCCUCAUAAAACGCCGUCAUGAUGGUGAUUUAUUGAGGAUUCAUAAGAGCCAUGCCCUCGGCAUGGAAGAGCCGGCAGAAGCAGAGGCCCCAACAGAGCCUCAAAAUUUCGUCAAUAUUUUGGCCCUUGAGCCCAGGUGGCCCUUGAGCCCGGGCCGACUCCCAACCGCCAGGUGGGGGGAGGCGACGCGACGGGUAGUGGUUAUUCGGAUAAUGUCAGAUAAUCCAGAUUUGCAACAAGGUAUAGAAUCCGUAGGCCAUCCUCAAACAUAUAAAACUUCACCUGGUGCACCUGAAACUCGACUUGAAACGUCAUGGCCGUAUUCCUUGGAACAGAGAUAUCCCUGGGUAGCUGGGUUGAAGACGAAGAGGGCCGGAGGCGCGAUGGAGGAAGAUCCGGCCGUAACGACGCGCGUAGGACGCGUCGUAGUGCCGUCAACGAGAGCUCGAGAAGCUCUGGAAGGUGCUGACAGCACCGAUGCCACCACUGCGACUAGGAGGACGACGUCAAAAGUGAAGCCAACUGCAGUGAGGAAGGCUGCUAAUCAGAUUGAGGAGAGACAGUGCGCUCAGGACGAAAACCAAAUGAUGCUUAGAAAGAUGUGUCAGUACUUGGAGGGCACCUAUCGGGAGGUCAAAAGUUUGAAAGAAACGCUCAGUAAACAGGAAAAAAACAUCCAGGAAUAA